Pochonia chlamydosporia 170 is the source of this 5586-nucleotide messenger RNA. Its product is annotated as fatty acid synthase subunit alpha. Gene Ontology annotation, biological process: long-chain fatty acid biosynthetic process. NCBI's taxonomy places the organism in Eukaryota, Fungi, Ascomycota, Sordariomycetes, Hypocreales, Clavicipitaceae. Gene Ontology annotation, cellular component: fatty acid synthase complex. The record is from RefSeq and is a predicted model, not a curated record. The transcript has 3 exons. The coding region runs from base 1 to 5586 and encodes 1861 amino acids. Gene Ontology annotation, molecular function: 3-oxoacyl-[acyl-carrier-protein] synthase activity; 3-oxoacyl-[acyl-carrier-protein] reductase (NADPH) activity; magnesium ion binding.
AUGCGCCCCGAAGUCGAGCAAGAGCUUGCUCACACUCUGCUCGUUGAGCUUCUGGCCUACCAGUUUGCCUCACCUGUAAGAUGGAUUGAGACUCAGGACGUGUUCCUCGCCGAGAGAACGGCUGAGCGUAUCGUCGAGGUUGGUCCUGCCGACACCCUCGGUGUCAUGGCCAAGCGAACCCUGGCAUCCAAGUACGAGUCCUACGAUGCCGCCAAGUCCGUUCAGCGACAAAUUCUCUGCUACAACAAGGACGCCAAAGAAAUCUACUAUGACGUUGACCCUGUUGAGGAAGAGCCUGAGCCCGCUGCCGGCUCCGGUUCACCAGCUGGUGAUGCUCCAGCUUCUGCCGCGGCUCCCGCUGCCCCUGCGGCUGCGGCUGCUCCUCCUCCUCCGAGCUCAGGUCCCGCUGCCCAGGUUCCCGAUGAACCUGUUCAAGCCACUGAUAUCGUCCGCGCUCUGAUUGCGCAAAAACUGAAGAAGCCUCUUCUCGAGGUUCCUCUAAACAAGGCCAUCAAGGACCUUGUCGGCGGCAAAUCCACACUUCAAAAUGAAAUUCUUGGUGACCUCGGCAAGGAAUUCGGGUCCACACCCGAAAAGCCUGAAGAUACCCCUCUGGACGAGCUCGGUGCCUCAAUGCAGGCCACUUUCGAUGGCAACCUUGGCAAGCAGUCUCAGUCAUUGAUUGCAAGAUUGAUUUCCUCCAAGAUGCCUGGUGGCUUCAACAUCACAGCUGCGCGCAAAUAUCUCGAGACAAGAUGGGGCUUAGGAGCCGGUCGCCAGGAUGGCGCCUUGUUGCUGGCCCUGACUAUGGAGCCCGCCGCUCGUCUUGGAUCUGAAGGCGAUGCCAAAGCUUUCCUCGACGAUGUCACUCAGAAAUAUGCUGCAAACGCUGGUGUCAGCUUAACCAGCGCGUCAUCUUCCGGUCCCGCUGGCGGUGCCGGCGCCGGCAUGAUGAUGGAUCCUGCUGCAAUUGAUGCGCUUACCAAGGAUCAGCGAGCUCUUUUCAAGCAGCAGCUUGAGCUGUUCGCUCGAUAUCUCAAGAUGGACCUUCGAUCAGGCGACAAGGCUGCCAUUGACUCACAAAAGUCCGAAAAGGUCCUCCAAGCACAACUCGACUUGUGGACUGCUGAGCAUGGGGAUUUCUAUGCCGCCGGUAUUGAGCCUGUUUUCAGCCCCCUCAAGGCUCGUACUUACGACUCUUCUUGGAACUGGGCUCGCCAGGACGCUCUCAACAUGUACUUUGACAUCAUUUUCGGCCGCCUUCAAGUGGUUGACCGCGAGAUUGUCAGCCAGUGUAUUCGCAUCAUGAACCGCUCCAACCCGAAGCUCUUGGACUUCAUGCAGUAUCACAUCGACAACUGCCCCACAGAGCGUGGAGAGACAUACAAGCUCGCCAAGGAGCUCGGGCAGCAGCUUAUUGAGAACUGCAAGGAGGUCUUGGACGUCUCUCCGGUUUACAAGGAUGUUGCUGUCCCUACUGGUCCUCGGACUACUGUCGAUGCUCGAGGCAAUCUCAACUACGAGGAAGUUCCUCGUGCCAGCUGCCGCAAGCUUGAGCACUACGUUCAGCAGAUGGCAGAGGGUGGCAAGAUCUCAGAGUAUGGUAACCGUACCAAGGUCCAGAACGAUCUCCAGCGCAUCUACAAGCUCAUCAAGCAGCAACACAAGAUGUCCAAGACAUCUCAGCUUGAAAUCAAGAGCCUGUACGGUGAUGUCCUGCGCUCCCUUGCCAUGAAUGAAAGCCAGAUCCUCUCCAAGGAGAAUAGCAAGGGCAAGAAGGGCGGUCUGCGUGGCAGCAGCCAGAACAAGGGCAAGGUUGAGACCAUUCCCUUCCUUCACCUCAAGCGCAAGACGCUGCACGGUUGGGACUACAGCAAGAAGCUUACUGCUGUUUACCUGAACUGCCUCGAGAAUAGUGCAAAGGACGGUGUGACUUACCAUGGCAAGCACGUCCUCAUGACUGGUGCAGGUGCUGGAUCCAUUGGUGCUGAAGUCCUCCAGGGUCUUAUUAGUGGUGGUGCCAAGGUUGUCGUGACUACCAGCCGAUUCUCUCGUGAGGUCACCGAGUAUUAUCAGUCCAUGUAUUCCCGAUAUGGAUCUCGCGGCUCCCAGAUUGUCGUGGUUCCUUUCAACCAGGGCAGCAAGCAAGAUGUUGAGGCGCUCGUCGAGUACAUCUAUGAUACCAAGAACGGUCUUGGCUGGGAUCUUGACUACAUUGUUCCUUUCGCUGCCAUCUCCGAGAAUGGCCGCCAGAUUGAUGCUAUUGACUCGCGCUCUGAGCUUGCUCACAGAAUCAUGCUUACCAACCUGAUCCGUCUCUUGGGCUGUGUGAAGGCUCAAAAGGCUGAUCGUGGCUUUGAGACUCGACCUGCUCAAGUUGUCCUUCCUCUCUCCCCCAACCACGGCACCUUUGGCAACGACGGUCUCUACUCCGAGUCCAAGCUUGCUCUGGAGACCCUCUUCAACCGGUGGUAUUCUGAGAGCUGGGCCAACUACCUCACCGUUUGCGGUGCCGUCAUCGGCUGGACUCGUGGAACUGGUCUCAUGUCUGGCAACAACAUUGUCGCCGAAGGUGUUGAGGCUUUUGGCGUCCGUACCUUUUCUCAGCAGGAAAUGGCUUUCAACUUGCUGGGUCUGAUGUCUCCUACCAUCGUCGACCUCUGCCAAGCUGAGCCCGUCUUCGCUGAUCUCAACGGUGGUCUGCAGUUCAUCCCCAAUCUCAACGAGGCAAUGACCAAGCUCCGCAAGGACAUCAUGGAGACUAGCGAAAUUCGCAGGGCCGUCUCCAAGGAAAGCGCCAUUGAGAACACCAUUGUCAACGGCGCCGAUUCCGAGGUCCUAUACAAGAAGAAGACUAUUGCACCCCGUGCCAACAUCAAAUUCGACUUCCCUCCCUUGCCAGACUGGAAGAAGGAGGUUGAGCCCAUCAACGACAAGCUCAAGGGCAUGGUCGACCUUGAAAAGGUUGUCGUCGUCACCGGUUUUGCUGAAGUCGGCCCUUGGGGUAACUCCCGUACUCGAUGGGAGAUGGAGGCUUACGGCGAAUUCUCUCUCGAGGGCUGCGUUGAGAUGGCUUGGAUCAUGGGCCUCAUUCGCAAUCACAACGGUAACAUCAAGGGCAAGCCUUAUUCCGGCUGGGUCGACGCCAAGUCUGGCGAACCCGUCGACGACAAGGACAUCAAGCAGAAGUACGAGAAGCACAUUUUGGAGCACUCCGGUAUCCGUCUGAUUGAGCCUGAGCUAUUCGACGGCUACGAUCCCAACCAGAAGCAGCUCCUCCACGAGGUGGUCAUUGAGGAAGAUCUCGAGCCCUUCGAGGCCUCCAAGGAGACUGCCGAGGAGUUCAAGCGUGAGCACGGCGACAAGGUUGAAAUCUUUGAGAUUCCAGACAGCGGCGAAUACAUUGUUCGCAUGCGAAAGGGUGCGUCUCUCUGGAUUCCCAAGGCGCUUCGGUUCGAUCGUCUUGUCGCUGGCCAGAUCCCAACAGGCUGGGACCCCAAGCGAUACGGUAUUCCAGAAGAUAUCAUCUCUCAGGUCGACCCUGUCACCCUCUUCCUCCUCGUAUCCACUGCUGAGGCUUUGUUGACUGCUGGUAUCACCGAUCCUUAUGAGUUCUACAAGUACGUCCACGUUUCCGAGGUGGGCAACUGUGUCGGAUCCGGCAUGGGCGGUUCUGCUGCGCUUCGAGGCAUGCACAAGGAUCGUUUCUUGGACAAGCCUCUUCAGAACGAUAUCCUUCAGGAGUCCUUCAUCAACACCAUGGCUGCCUGGGUCAACAUGUUGCUCAUGUCUUCUUCGGGCCCCAUCAAGACUCCUGUCGGUGCGUGCGCUACUGCUGUUGAAUCUAUUGAUAUUGGUUACGAGACCAUCAUGGAAGGCAAGGCUCGUGUUUGCUUCGUCGGUGGUUUCGAUGACUUUGGCGAGGAAGGUUCCUACGAAUUUGCCAACAUGAAGGCCACCAGCAACACUGUGGAUGAGUUCAAGCACGGACGAACCCCCAAGGAGAUGUCCCGUCCCACCACCACCACCCGUAACGGCUUCAUGGAGUCCCAGGGUUGCGGUAUCCAGGUCAUCAUGACUGCCCAGCUCGCCUUGGACAUGGGUGUGCCCAUUUACGGUGUUCUGGCCCUCACCACUACUGCUUCUGACAAGAUUGGCCGCUCUGUGCCUGCUCCUGGUCAGGGUGUUCUCACCACUGCUCGCGAGCAUGCUGGCAAGUUCCCCUCGCCUCUGCUGGACAUCAACUACCGCCGCCGCCAGAUUGAGCGUCGCAAGAAGCAGAUUAAGCAGUGGCAGGAAUCUGAGCUUGAGUAUAUUCACGAUGAGAUUGAUGCCAUGAAGGCUCAGGAUUCGUCGUUUGAUGACAAGGCUUAUGCUCAAGAACGGUUCCUGCACAUCGCCAAGGAGGCUGGCCGACAAGAAAAGGAGCUUCUCCGCAGCAUGGGCAACAACUUCUGGAAGAGUGAUACCAGCAUUGCACCUCUUCGUGGUGCUCUCGCUACAUGGGGCCUUACCAUUGACGAUCUUGACGUCGCCUCCUUCCACGGUACCUCGACCAAGGCCAACGACAAGAACGAGUCAUCAGUCAUUUGCCAGCAGCUGCGCCAUCUUGGUCGAUCCAAGGGCAACGCCGUCAUGGGUAUCUUCCAGAAGUAUCUCACCGGUCACCCCAAGGGUGCUGCCGGUGCCUGGAUGAUGAACGGCUGUCUCCAAGUUCUCAACAGCGGUUUGGUCCCCGGUAACCGCAACGCUGACAAUGUUGAUCCUGUCAUGGAGCAGUAUGACCUGAUUGUCUAUCCCAGCCGCUCCAUCCAAACCGAUGGAAUCAAGGCGUUCUCCGUCACCUCGUUUGGUUUCGGUCAGAAGGGUGCUCAGGCUAUUGGUAUCCACCCCAAGUACCUCUUUGCCACUCUCGACCAGAAGACCUACCAGGAGUACUGCACCAAGGUGGAGGCCCGUCAGAAGAAGGCCUACCGCUACUUCCACAACGGCCUCAUCAACAACAGUCUGUUUGUGGCCAAGUCCAAGGCUCCCUACACCGACGAGCAGCUCAGCAAGGUGCUGCUUAACCCCGACGCCCGUGUGAGCGAGGACAAGAAGUCUUCUGAGCUGAAGUACUCUGAGAACUUCAUGAAGCAGUCCGAGAAGGUCAUGAGCUCUGCCCGUGCUGCGGAAACGGAGAAGGUCAUGGAGGCUCUGGCUCACAAGGUUGCCAACAAGAACAGCAAUGUUGGUGUUGAUGUCGAGGACAUUUCAGCCGUCAACAUUGAGAAUGAGACUUUCUUGGAGCGCAACUUCACAUCCCUGGAGAUUAGCUACUGCAAGUCUGCUCCCAGCCCGCAGAGCUCGUUUGCCGGGCGCUGGAGUGCCAAGGAGGCGGUAUUCAAGUCUCUCGGUGUUGCCAGCAAGGGCGCUGGUGCUGCCAUGAAGGAGAUUGAAAUUUUCAAGGAUGACAAGGGUGCUCCCAUGGUCAAGCUCCACGGUGAAGCUGCCCUCGCUGCCAAGAAGGCUGGUGUGAAGGACAUUGCUCUGUCCAUUUCGCACUCUGACAACCAGGCCAUCGCUGUUGCGGUUGCCAACUUUUAA